This is a messenger RNA of Prunus armeniaca (apricot), 1023 nucleotides long. The record is from the annotation of a GenBank genome assembly. NCBI's taxonomy places the organism in Eukaryota, Viridiplantae, Streptophyta, Magnoliopsida, Rosales, Rosaceae.
AUGAGGUUUUGCUUACAACCCUUACAUGGGAUGCAACUUAUGCCACAGAUCAUCUCAUUGCUAAUACUAGGAGUACUAGUGGUGUUUGUAUUACCAACAACAGCUGAAGUAGAUCAAGCCCUCUUGCCUCAAGCCCUGCAUGGCUGCUCCGACCACUGCGGUAAUGUCACAAUUCCAUAUCCAUUUGGCAUGGCUAAAGGUUGUUACCGGGGACCUGAGUUCUUUAUCAAUUGUACUACGGGUACCACUCCCGACGAAGAACCAAUACCAUAUUUGACAAAGAGAUCAGGCACUGAUAAUCUCAUUCAAAUCCACGUUACUAACAUCUCUCUUAAGGGUGAGUUGCAUGUUUUGCAGCCCAUAACCCGAGCUUGUGAUGCAGAUCUGAAUGUCGGUUUGGAAACUGAUCUCCCCCUGCCCCCUCCUUUCACCUUCUCCAAUACCAAAAACAAUUUUUUCACCAUUGGUUGUGGCUCUUCAGGAAAUCUUUUAGGCUUCCGUCCAGGCCUUGGCCUAGACGGACACACCUUGUCCAAUAUCCAUCGCUAUUGCUUCACCUUUUGUGACGAUAAUUCUUCAGGCAAUGACACCGACCUAGUAAUUACUGACGACUCUUGCUCUGGCUUUGCCUGUUCCCUGUCUUCACUCCCUAGUGGAGUGCAAUAUAUUUCUAUUAUAUUGAGUCGCAGUAUUCCUACCAACUGGGACUCUAGCUACCCGUGUAGGUAUGCCUUCCUUGCCGAAAAAAGCGAGUUCACAUUCUCCCCAAACACAAGUUUUCAGCAACUCAGCAACACAAGUCACCUUCCAGUUGUUGUCAAUUGGGAAAUUGGGGAUCAUGGUCCAUGUGAUUUAGAACAAAGGAGCAAGCAUGUUGACUUUGCUUGCAAGGGAAACAGCACAUGCAUAAAUUGGCCCAAUGUCAUCCGGCCUACAGGUUACAUUUGCCAGUGCAAGGAAGGUUACCAAGGAAACCCAUACCUUCCAGAUGGUUGCCAAGGUGAUGAGAUGAGAUCAUCUUAG